CCCAUCUGGAGCCCCGCUGGCUACGAGAGAAGGAGGAUUUUCACUUCUGAGGUGGGAGUUUUUCCCACUUUGGAAGGCUGCCCCACCCCCCUCUCCAGCUCUAGAAUCCCCUACACUUAAAAGAUCAGCUCCAGCAUUCUUUCAGCUCCUCUGUCUGCACACAGGUGCAGUGUUCUUCGGUAGACAGCUGUCUGCCCGGACAGGACAGGACAGGACCAGCCAACCGAGAGGACCAAUCAGCACUGGGGAUGCAGAGGGUCCCAGGGGCAGGGGUGGGUGGGAUUGGCUGGAGAAGGCUCUGGAAAGUGCCCUGUGGUUCCCUGGUGUUCCACACAUGGGCUAUAAAGGGGGGCAACAGCUGACAGCAGUAGGAGGAGGGCCUAAAAAUAGCCCAGAGCUCAGAGACCACAGAUAAAGAGUGUGGUGUUGGUCACCGAUUUGCAAGCGAAAGCAGCAGGAAUUAAGUUCUUCUUUUGAGGAACUGCUGUGAGGUCCAGCUCGAGGGUUUUUUUUUUUGCUGUUGUGUUUAUUGUCCUCCGUCCAGCAAAGAUGUCCAAGAUCACCAGACCGGAGAACAGUCAACCAGCAAGAGCAAUAUGGUUUGAUCGAGCAAAGUACCUGUUCAUCAACUUCUUGGUAGAAGACAGCAAGGAUGUCCAAGUUGAUAUACAGGAGAACAAAAUGAUAUUCAGGUGUAAAUCAGGGGAUGACACUGACCUCUACAAUGAGAUUUACUUCUAUGACAGAAUCCAGCCAAAAGACUCCAGAGAAAGGAAAUAUGACCGGACAAUCAAUGUCAUGCUGAGAAAAAUAAAGGAAGGUGUAGCUUGGCCACGCUUAACAAAAGAUUCGGGCAAGCCCAGCUGGUUGUCCGUGGACUUUGAUAACUGGAGGGACUGGGAGAAGGAGGAGGAGGAGGGCAUGGCUGAGUACGAGAAAUAUAUUGACAUGAUUAGAGGCGUGAGCAAAGGUGGACCACCCCCUGCCAUGGAUGACCUUGAUGAUCUCGAUGAUGACUGAGUCUUUGGUGAAGACGCAGCCAAUACUGCAAAAAGUAAAGGUUCACUUUUAUCUAGACUGGGCUUCGGGUGCAGAGCUGGUUCGGACUGAAAGAAAGUACUUGCACUGCCUCUGCGUCAGGACGUUUUUUACACCUAUUCUUUAAAAAAAAAACAGCAGGUGUUUGUACUAUUCUUGGUUUCAUAAGACACAUGCUGUGUUGUUCCAAGUUUGAGCAAGGUGUAAAUUUACACUGCUUUUGUAGGGUAUACAGACUGUGAGUUGUGCUUUGAGAUUUUUCAUUUUAUCAGAAACUACUUUAUUGCCCACAUACAGUGGAGAUUUUCCUUUGCCCCACUUAGACAACAAUAAAAACACGAAUACAGAGCACAUAAAACACCCAGUGGAUUUUACAAAUGUGUAAAUCAGUGUAAUAUAAAUAACAAUACCAUAUAAUACAUGCAAAAACAUUAAAUUGACGUGUGGCAUACCUAUAUAAGAUGUGAAUACAAUGCUCUAAUGGGGCUCAUACUGUACAUCAGAGUACAGGCCUUAUAGAGGAAAUGACAGGUCUGUUAAAAUAAUUUAGGGCCUGAGUGAAAUGAAGUGAAAACUUGAACAUCCCCUCUUUUAACCUCUGACGACGGAGGCUUGAGCUGGACAAUGAGAGUUUUUUUUUGUAAUCACGGAAAAAUGCAGAAGUUAAGUGUGAAUUAUGACUUUGUCUAUCUACAUUGUUAAAUCAUGUGGUCAGAAAACAUUGUCUUCUUAUACAUUACAUUUUUUGACACACACAUUCUACAAGAACAUAGCAAAAACAGUUUAAGUCAAACCCCUCUCACCCACAAACUUUAAUUUCUUUGAUUUUUUUUUCAGCAGGCUGUGUAUUUUUAUCAUCGUAGGCGGGUUGUGUACAGACAAGUUGUUUUCUAUAACAUUUAUUAAAUUAAUACCAAAAGAAAA
Lepisosteus oculatus (spotted gar) is the source of this 1962-nucleotide messenger RNA. RefSeq names its product alanyl-tRNA editing protein Aarsd1. Gene Ontology annotation, molecular function: Ser-tRNA(Ala) deacylase activity; Hsp90 protein binding; ATP binding. Gene Ontology annotation, biological process: regulation of translational fidelity; protein folding; chaperone-mediated protein complex assembly. The record is from RefSeq and is a predicted model, not a curated record. Lineage: Eukaryota; Metazoa; Chordata; Actinopteri; Semionotiformes; Lepisosteidae. Gene Ontology annotation, cellular component: nucleus; cytosol.